AUGGCUUCAGGAAAGAGAAAGAACGACGCACAGGAUGGCGCCGCUGGCUCCAAACGACCAAGAAAGAAUGAAAUCCCUGCGACGAGAAAAUUCGAGCCUCGCGAGAAAUUUCGAAAGGUAGUCCAGCUGCCUAAACAGAAUGGACCGCCUGCAAAGGACAUUCACCUCAUUCCCCUCAGCGACCUGAACAUCUUUAUCGGACUCACGAGAAAGGACAUUCAAAGGCAGCUGCGCGCGCGCAAAGAGAACCUGUCCGAGAAUGGCACCAAGGUCGAGCUCUAUCUGCGGCUCAUUGAGAGUCGCGAUCGCGAAGCGCAGAUCGCCUUCCGGGAUCGGGAGGCCCGAGAAUACGUGGAGAGGGCGGCGAGGAACAUUGCCAGGGAUUUCCAACAGAAGAUCGAGUUGGAGCGUGCCACUAAACAGGUGAAAGGUUUGUUUCUGAGUUAG
This is a messenger RNA of Pestalotiopsis fici W106-1, 447 nucleotides long. RefSeq lists its product as uncharacterized. NCBI's taxonomy places the organism in Eukaryota, Fungi, Ascomycota, Sordariomycetes, Amphisphaeriales, Sporocadaceae. The record is from RefSeq and is a predicted model, not a curated record. The transcript has a single exon. The coding region runs from base 1 to 447 and encodes 148 amino acids.